Molecule: messenger RNA, 1483 nt
Organism: Musa acuminata subsp. malaccensis (wild Malaysian banana)
Lineage: Eukaryota; Viridiplantae; Streptophyta; Magnoliopsida; Zingiberales; Musaceae
Molecular function (GO): ubiquitin binding
Source: RefSeq, a predicted model, not a curated record
UUGCUUGCGUCCCCAACUCGGAACCCACCUCCGAAAUCGAGACGAGGACCCCUAUAAAACCCCAAACCCCACUCUCUUUGGUCUUCGUCUCCCUCGCCGAGGAUCGAUCCUUAGAGGCCGAGAAGGGUUGGAAGAGGUAUCGACCAGCGAAGGAUUCAGCCCCGAGGACUGCAACUACGAGACGGUUCAGACGCCACCAUGCCUGCCGUAGUGGUCUGUGGGAAGAGGUCUUCUUCCAUCUUCGAGGAUCUCCACCUCCACACCCCUCCCCCGGCAUCCAAGAGGGCCCGCUGCGCCUCCGGUGCCUUCCUCCCUACCGCCGCGCUACGGCUCUCCCCCCUUGCCGACCGGGACAACGGUGAAAACAGCGGCGAUGGUACUAAUCUGUUUGCGGCUAAUCUUGCUCAUCUGCGGUCUCUGUUUCCGGAAAUGGACCAUCAGCUUCUUGAACGGGCACUUGAAGAAUCAGGAAAUGACUUGGAUUCUGCCUUACAAAGCUUGAAUGAUCUCCAUUUAGAAACAACAAAAUUUAACUUGGAUUCUUCUGUUAGCAAAUCUGAAAUUGGGGUUGAGACAAAUGUUCAGCCUUCAACUGAAGGUGUGAUCAACACAAAUGGUGUGGAUCAAGUUGCUUCAGGUCUAUCUGCGGCAGAUGUUCUCCCAAAAGAUGGAUCUGAAUGGGUUGAGCUGUUUGUGAGAGAGAUGAUGAGUGCAACUGAUAUGGAUGAUGCAAGGUGUCGUGCGUCCAGAGUACUGGAGAGUGUGGAGAAGUGGAUAAUGGCUCAUGCUACAACUGAAGCGCUGCAAAGCUUCCACAAGGAAAACACUAACCUGAAAAAUCAGUUGGAGGUGCUGCUUAAGGAGAAUACUAUUCUGAAGCAUGCAGUGGCAAUCCAGCAUGGUCGCCAGAAAGAUUACAAUGAGAAAAGCCAGGAGCUGCAGCAUCUGAGGCAUCUUGUAUCACAGUAUCAAGAGCAGUUAAAGACUCUUGAGUUCAAAAACUAUGCUCUCUCGGUUCAUCUGAAAGAGGCUCAGCAAUGUAACUCCAUUAUGGGACGCUGCAAUCCAGAUGUAUUCUGAUAGAAAGAAAAGAUCGAUGUACUGUCAUCAGUUGUACACGUUUGUAGUUACAUACAUUAAUCCUUUUCAGAUUAUGUAUUGAUGAGAAUUUCCAGUGAUAUGUGGACUUAUCAUAAUCAUUUUUACUGUACCUAAAAGAAGCAUCGACUUUGUGAGGCAUCAGCUUAGAUAGUCAAAUGUGAUACAGCCAAAUGCAUGAUGUGUGGAAUCCCAAAAUGAUCUCAAGGGAGAGGACAUUACAUUAUGGUGUCCCUCAUUAGCGGGAUCGGGGAGGAUGAAUGUAAACAAUCUUUAUUUGGAGAGGCUGUUAAUGUGGCCUUUGAAUCUAAUUUGGUUUUUCCAAGUCGUCAAAGUUUAUCGUUUGUAUCAAAACUUACGCUCUAAUCUUUAGAUCAUUGUUAAA